Molecule: messenger RNA, 996 nt
Organism: Sciurus carolinensis (gray squirrel)
Lineage: Eukaryota; Metazoa; Chordata; Mammalia; Rodentia; Sciuridae
Gene: Dmrtb1
Product: DMRT like family B with proline rich C-terminal 1
Exons: 4
Coding region: 7-996 (329 amino acids)
Biological process (GO): regulation of transcription by RNA polymerase II; sex differentiation; germ cell development
Cellular component (GO): nucleus
Molecular function (GO): DNA-binding transcription factor activity, RNA polymerase II-specific; RNA polymerase II cis-regulatory region sequence-specific DNA binding
Source: RefSeq, a predicted model, not a curated record
GACAAGAUGCUACGCACCCCCAAAUGCUCAAGGUGCCGGAACCAUGGUUUCCUGGUGCCGGUCAAGGGCCAUGCGGGCAAGUGCCGUUGGAAGCAGUGCACCUGUGAGAAGUGCUACCUGAUCACCGAGCGCCAGAAGAUCAUGGCCGCGCAGAAGGUGCUCAAGAAGCAGGCCUCCGAGGAGGAGCAGGAGGCGGUCCUGUGCCCGCAGGGGCCUCAGCGGGCUCCCGGGGCCGCGGCCGCCGCCUCGGGCUCCGGGCUUCGCCCCCUGCCUCCGCUGGCUGUUUCGGGAGGCGCCGGGCUGGGCCCCGAUGGCCGCGCGGCCGCCUGCUUCCCUGAGAGGCCUCCACGAGGCCCGAGCCCCGGCCCGAGCGCCUUCCAGCCGGUGCUGGGCGGCCGCGGCCACGGCCACGUGGGGCUGCCCACCUGUGCGGCUCCCCAGCUCGGGGCUGAGGCCGCCGGCAGGGCGUGCCCCGGCCGCCCUGAGCUGCGUCGGCCGCUGAGGCCCGUGCCCAGCCCGCCGUUCACCGACUUCGGGCGCCCUUUGAGCAUCAACUCGGAUUGUGUGGUAGGGGCUGAGUACCUGGAGAGAGAGCCUUCCAAGCUGUACCCUGGUUGCUCCACCAUGCACUCCUAUCGCCCAUUCCCACUUGGCUACCAGGAUGCAUCCCCGGCACCAGGGAUCCCCCCACAGCGGGGCUUCAGGCAUGUCUCCUGCAGCCACUACCAUGGAGGUGGCUUGGUGUCGGAACCAGUGGCAGACUUCCAGCCAAGCUACUACCUGCCCCCGCCGCCACCACCUCCACCGCAGCCGCAGUUCCUCCCACCAGGCUUCCUCUCUGCCCUGCACUUCCUUCCACCCCCGCCACCGCCGCCGCCACCACCAGCUUUCUCACUCACCCUCCUUUCUGAUACGGACAAGGAGAGCACUGAUGACCAGGAUGCAGAGUUGCCUUGUGAGCCCAGUCAGCCCUCAUCUCAGGAGCAGUCUGACUAA